AUGCGUAUGAUUUAAAUAAGGGUCAAUUAUUUUUUUAUAUAUUCUUUAUUGCUUUGGAAUUACGCUUAAACCAAAAAAAAUCCGCAUAAUAUCUUUUUAAUUAAAAAAAUAAAUUAUUAAAAGUCCAAAAAACGAGCGGGAAAUUCAAAGUAAUUGAAACGCAACGCUAUUGGUCAUAUUGAAUGUGACGUAAAAGUCUAUAAUAACAGUGUGAACUGAUAUAGCAUUUGCUGUGUUUUUGUAAUCGAAUUAAGUUUAUUGUGGUUUCUAUACAUAUUUGGAGUUAUAUUGCAUUGUUUUGUAAGAAUAAACUCGUAGGAAAAUGACUGAUACCGGUUUUGUGAAGGCACAAUCAGAUAAUCUCCCCAAAAUUGAUGUGUUCAUGAUGUCAACAUUUUUUGCAUCUAAUCCCGAUUUUACGUCUGCUGAAAUCAAAGGAGUGAAAGCUACAAGAUCCGGACGAGAAUCAUAUGGUGACUCAGCCAUUGGAUAUGUUCAAGUUAAACGGGAGGGUAAUAUAUGUAUUGUGAAAGCGCGAAUAACCCCUGAACACAACGUCCGCCAGAAGUGUUACACUGUAACAGCUACCUGUAAUGAGGCUGAAGAAACUGUCAUGUCUGUGCUGUGUGAAGACUGUGCAGCACAUAAAGGAGGCUGUAAACAUGCCAUAGCCUUUUUGGCUUGGCUACAUAGGCGUAGUGAAGACCCUCCAUCCACUAGUGUUGAUUGCUACUGGAAAAAGUCUAAGUUGUCCUCAGUGGGUACAAGUCUUAAGUUUAUUAAGGCAAAGGAUAUUUGUAAUGCAACAAAGACACAGCCAAACCCUGCAUCAACACAGACUUCACAAGAAUCCUUUUUCAGUAUUGUAAAAACAUAUAGUAAGAAAGUUGGUGACACAGAGAAUCAACUCAUGAAAUAUUAUAAAGAACCAAGCAAUUCAGAAAAGUUAUCAAUUCAUUAUUUAGUAAGUAUAACGCAGAAUAAACCGAAAACUGCCGAAGAGUUUAUUGAAUUUUGCAAGCAGAUGAUGCAGACUAAAGCAUGUGAAGAAGCUGCACUUGCAACUUCAGAACAAAGUGAGUGCCCUUUAUGGUAUGAGUUGCGAUAUGCAAGGAUCACUGCAUCAAAAGCGCAUGAGGCUGCACACUGCAAGGUGUUGGAUGGAGCUUUAACCGAAGCCAUCAUGGGAGCAUCAAAACUAAAAGACACAGAUGCCAUGAAAAGAGGAAGAAUGUUAGAAAGUGAAGUCAAAUUAGAGGUAGAAAAAAAUAAAAAAAUAAAAAUAAACAAAUGUGGGAUUAUAUUGGAUCCACUACAUCCCAUUAUGGGUGCAUCACCUGAUGGGGAAACUGUUGAUUAUAGCAUUGAAAUUAAAUGCCCUUCAUCAGAAAAAUCUAUGAAUCAGUACAUUGGAAAAAAUAACACAAUAGCAGUAAAAUUCAUGGCACAGGUUCAGUUACAGAUGCAUUUCUCAAAUAAAACUAAAGCACUAUUUUGUGUAGCACAAAGUGAUUUUGAAGAAUCAAAGAAAGUACAUAUAAUAGAGGUACACUAUGAUAAGGAGUUUUGUGAAAACUUGAUAGAAAAAUGUACUUUAUUUUGGUGUAAGGCAAUUUUUCCUUUGUUAUUUAAAUAGGACAAACUCAAAUAAAACAAAAUUAAUUAAAUCUAUUUUUUUAUUAAAACAUCCUGAAUAUUAAUCAAACCACAAGCUAUGAUUAUAACUUCAUCUAUAAUAGGGAUUAAGCUAUGGUCAACACAUGCAUGAGGCAGUAACAUGUGAAAUUCCCUUAAUCUAUUUAUAACUCGUUCUAUAUGAAUCCUUAAUGCUGCUAUUCUUUUUGACUGUUUUACAUCUUCUUUUGCACUGGCAGUAGACUUGAAAACAGAAGGAGGUCGUAUAAGUCUACAUUGCUUUUUUUCUAGCAAAUGUGAUAUUUCUUUAAAGCCUCUGUCAGCCAUAACUGCAGUUUUAGGUGGCAAACAGUCAAGAAAACCACAGUCUUCCACUAUCAUUACGUCCGUUGCCCUGCCACUGUAUCCAACAGAGAUAAAGUUAACCAAUCCAUCAGGUGUACAAGAAAUUAAAUAUUUCAAUGUG
This is a messenger RNA of Trichoplusia ni (cabbage looper), 2101 nucleotides long. RefSeq lists its product as uncharacterized. The transcript is spliced from 3 exons. NCBI's taxonomy places the organism in Eukaryota, Metazoa, Arthropoda, Insecta, Lepidoptera, Noctuidae. The record is from RefSeq and is a predicted model, not a curated record. The coding region runs from base 323 to 1636 and encodes 437 amino acids.